Pygoscelis adeliae (Adelie penguin) is the source of this 1114-nucleotide messenger RNA. RefSeq names its product pre-mRNA processing factor 38A (gene PRPF38A). Gene Ontology annotation, cellular component: precatalytic spliceosome. Lineage: Eukaryota; Metazoa; Chordata; Aves; Sphenisciformes; Spheniscidae. The coding region runs from base 25 to 810 and encodes 261 amino acids. The transcript has 9 exons. The record is from RefSeq and is a predicted model, not a curated record.
GCCGAGCUGGUGGUGGACAAGGCCAUGGAGCUGAAGUACGUGGGGGGCGUCUACGGUGGGAACAUUAAGCCUACGCCCUUCUUGUGCUUGACGCUGAAGAUGCUGCAGAUCCAGCCCGAAAAGGACAUCAUCGUGGAGUUCAUAAAAAACGAGGACUUCAAGUAUGUCCGAAUGCUUGGUGCAUUGUACAUGAGAUUGACAGGCACUGCCAUUGACUGCUACAAGUAUCUUGAACCACUGUACAAUGACUAUCGAAAAAUAAAAAGUCAGAACAGAAAUGGGGAAUUUGAACUGAUGCAUGUGGAUGAAUUUAUUGAUGAACUACUCCACGAGGAACGUGUAUGCGAUAUCAUUCUGCCUCGAUUACAGAAACGGUAUGUUCUGGAAGAAGCUGAGCAACUCGAGCCUCGUGUUAGUGCUCUGGAAGAAGACAUGGAUGAUGUAGAAUCUAGUGAGGAGGAGGAAGAGGAAGACGAAAAGCUGGAACGAGCACCCUCUCCUGACCACCGCAGAAGAGGCUACAGAGACCUUGAUAAACCUCGCAGAUCUCCAGCUGUGCGAUACAGGCGGAGCCGAAGCAGGUCUCCAAGAAGGCGAAGCCGCUCUCCAAAGAGAAGAAGUCCGUCACCACGCCGGGAGAGACACCGCAGCAAAAGCCCAAGACGACACCGGAGCAGAUCCAGGGAGAGGCGCCACAGAUCAAGAUCUAAAUCUCCAGGGCAUCAUCGUAGUCACAGACACAGAAGUCAUUCCAAAUCACCUGAAAGAUCUAAGAAAAGUCACAAGAAGAGUCGGCGAGGGAAUGAAUAACAAACUAAAUCCAGCACACAGUUUAAGGACCUUGAACUGCAGUCUAAUACUGUCCUAUUUGCUUUAUGGGACAGCUGGACAUGUACUGGCUGCUUUAGCAGUCCAUUUCUUUAAUCCUUCUCCUCUUGUACAAGUCUUGUUUGUUCGGGGGUUUUUUAUUAAAAGAAAGCUAAGGAUACUUUUUAUGUAGUUAAUUACCCAUCCGUGUGAUAGAAUUUGAGGAUUGUUUUAAAAUUGUUUUUCUCAAGGCCUGUAAAAGCUAGUGAAGAGCAAUUAAAAAAGGGGGUGGUGGUGUGUCUUUAAA